Molecule: messenger RNA, 621 nt
Organism: Bacidia gigantensis
Lineage: Eukaryota; Fungi; Ascomycota; Lecanoromycetes; Lecanorales; Ramalinaceae
Exons: 2
Coding region: 1-621 (206 amino acids)
Source: RefSeq, a predicted model, not a curated record
AUGACGAGAAAGAAACGACCGCAAGCUAAGAUUCAAAGAGAUCGUCAGAAUCUCACCGACAUAAAUCUAAAGGAAUUCACGUACCAGAACACGCCUAUCAACUUUCAAGUCGCCAUGCCAAUCAAUGGGCAUAAGCCUGGGAGAAAAAAGCGCGAAAAGCUGAAGUUCCAGAAGGGACAGAGAGACAUGGCCAUCAAAGCAGCCGGCUCUCACCAAACAGGCCAAAGCCUUCAAGGCGGGGGGCCUACAAGUUUGAAGGAAGGCUAUGAAAACCCCGGGAAAUUCAAAGCGCGAUAUCCCUUGGGUAGUCGGGCUGUCGGAGCCUGGCGUCGUGAGGAAGGAAGACAUCUAAAAAUGAGAGACGACGCAAUCGACGAGGCCAUAGCGAAGGGAAUCUUCCCUGAUAUGAAUUUUAUGCUUCCAAUUCAACACGAACAACUGCCGGACAACCUGGGAUUACACUUGCCCGAGACAUACAUUGAACGCCAAGUCAGGAUUGAACGUUUGACUUAUGUGCUUUCGGUGAUGAUGAAGCAUAUUGCCUUGACGAGCGGUCUCCAGGACCUGGCACCAAUCCUCAUUGACGCGGUCCACUCUAUUAAUAUGAGGAUUAAGCGGUAG